Molecule: messenger RNA, 1148 nt
Organism: Ilex paraguariensis (yerba mate)
Lineage: Eukaryota; Viridiplantae; Streptophyta; Magnoliopsida; Aquifoliales; Aquifoliaceae
Source: the annotation of a GenBank genome assembly
ACUUGAUUUUAUCGCCUCAGUCCCUCUUGUAUCUUGUCAUCUCUCUUUUUCUUUCUGUACUCAAAGCUAAAGGUUCUCUCUCUCUCUCUCCUCACUGCCCCCCACCCCUGGGCAUCGUUUUCUUCGUUGGAAGCUGGAAGAUGGCUUCAAACACAAUGCUCUCCCUGGCCUCUACCUCUGCAUCACCUUUAUUAUCCUUGCAAGAUACUUUGAAGACAAAAUUGAAGCUUACCAGCUCUAAUCAUACUAGUUUCUUGGGCAAGGGAAAAAGCGUCCCCUUCACAAACACAAAGUCUUUUGGUCGGAUAACUAUGGCUGUUGCCGUCAAGGUUUCUCGAUUUGAGAGUAUAACAAUGGCUCCUCCUGAUCCCAUCCUUGGAGUUUCUGAAGCAUUCAGAGCUGACACAAAUGAAAUGAAGCUCAACCUAGGUGUUGGAGCAUAUCGUACAGAAGAACUUCAACCUUAUGUGCUUAAUGUUGUGAAGAAGGCAGAGAAUCUUAUGCUGGAGAGGGGUGAAAACAAAGAGUAUCUUCCAAUCGAGGGUUUAGCUGCAUUCAACAAGGUCACAGCAGAGCUAUUGUUUGGAGCAGACAACCCAGUGAUCCAGCAACAAAGAGUUGCAACUGUUCAAGGUCUUUCUGGGACUGGUUCUCUUAGGCUCGCUGCAGCACUAAUAGAGCGAUAUUUUCCUGGGGCAAAAGUUCUGAUAUCAUCUCCAACUUGGGGUAACCACAAGAAUAUCUUUAAUGAUGCUGGAGUUCCUUGGUCUGAAUAUCGCUACUAUGACCCGAAAACUGUUGGUUUGGAUUUUGAUGGGAUGAUAUCAGACAUAAAGGCUGCUCCUGAAGGAUCUUUUGUGUUGCUUCAUGGCUGUGCGCACAACCCAACCGGCAUUGAUCCAACUCCUGAGCAGUGGGAAAUAAUUGCUGAUGUCAUUCAAGAGAAGAACCUCAUUCCCUUUUUUGACGUUGCUUACCAGGGAUUUGCAAGUGGAAGCCUGGAUGCAGAUGCAUCAUCUGUGAGGUUGUUUGCUGCACGCGGCAUGGAGCUUCUGGUCGCUCAGUCAUACAGUAAGAAUCUGGGUCUUUAUGCCGAAAGGAUUGGAGCAAUCAACGUCAUCUGCUCAACAGCAGAAGCAGCCACGAGG